Messenger RNA from Anolis carolinensis (green anole), 3461 nucleotides. It is a transcript of the gene glt1d1, whose product is annotated as glycosyltransferase 1 domain containing 1. The record is from RefSeq and is a predicted model, not a curated record. Gene Ontology annotation, molecular function: glycosyltransferase activity. The transcript is spliced from 12 exons. Bases 226 to 1206 code for a protein of 326 amino acids. NCBI's taxonomy places the organism in Eukaryota, Metazoa, Chordata, Lepidosauria, Squamata, Anolidae.
ACUUUGCAACCGGCCUGGUCGUUGUGACAGAAAACACAGGAAUAAACAUAGGGCCCUUCCAGGCAGGCUGGCUCUAUUUCCCAGAUUAUUUAUCCCAGAUUAUUUCCCAGUGUAGACUCUAUAUAAAAUACAGUUUAAAGCAGAAAACCUGGGAUCAGAUGCUCGGAUACAGGGCCUGUCUGGAAGGGCCCGUGGUUGCUUCAUGACAAUCUGACCCUUGACUGCAUGACCACAGCAAAAAAAAAGUGGGAUCAUCUGGAAGCUGCCGGCCACGUGUGUUUCCUCAAGGAUUCAUUUAGCUGUGAGUCCUCGUUGGUCGUCUCAAAGCUCAUCUCCUCGGAGAACUUUGAUGCAGCUCUGGCCAUUCACCUUUAUAAAGCAGGCAGGCUGCUGCAAGGCAGCAGAAUUCCUUUUGGUGUCAUCUUUGGAGGUACGGACAUCAAUGAAGACGCCAAAUGUGAAGAGAAGGUCCGGGUUAUGGAGGCAGUGCUAAACGAAGCCAGGUUUGUCGUGUCUUUCACUGAGGCAAUGAGAGAAAGAGCCAUAUCAAACUGGCCUCACGCCAGAAACAAAAUAUAUGUCCAGCCUCAAGGAAUCGUGACUACCCCCAACGUUUCUUUUAACUGGGAGAAAUGUUUGCAGAGUGCAGGGAUUCCCCACGACGGCAACAGUUUGUGUUAUUUCCUCCUAAUAUGUGGUCUGAGAAGAGUCAAGGAUCCACUCUAUCUAGCAGAUGCUUUUGCAGAAUGGCACAGAGAGGACCCCAGCGUACAGCUGAUUAUCAUUGGACCUGCAGUCGAUCCAGUGUUUGCAGAGGAAGUGAAGGAGAAAGUACAAAGGGCGGAUGGGGUACAUUUGCUGAAGGAGAUCCCCCAGGAAGACCUUCAUGCUGCUGUGAAGAAAUGCUUUGCUGUUGUGAACAGUUCCAUUUCAGAGGGGAUGUCAGCCGCACUCUUAGAGGCCAUGGAUUUAAACGUUCCAGUACUGGCAAGGAACAUCCCAGGAAAUGCUGCGAUAAUCACACACCAAGAAACCGGGCUGUUGUAUUCAAACCCUGAGGAAUUUGUCCAACUGUCCAAAAGCCUGAUCAGUGACCCUUGUCUUCAGAGAAAGAUCGUAGCAAGGGCAAAGGAGUAUGUCACAAAGCACCACUCCUGGGAACAUGAAAGGAAUGCUUAUCAAAACUUUGUGUUGAGCCUCCACUGACCUAGUGUUUGGAUUCGGGAUCCCUUCAAAAUCGUAGAGUUGGAAGAGAUCAUCACGUCGUCAGAUCUAACCACAUUCUACCAUGUAGGAAAAGCUCAAAGUACUCAUUGCAAACAACCAUCCAGGCUCUUCCCAAAGAAGGACAUCCGACCACAUUUCAAGGGACUUUCCAACACCUCUUACCGUCAAGGUAGUUGGAACUUUCCAGUACUUUUACCCCCCACUUUUCUGAACAUCUCAUCAUCUGUUUUAGGAGGACAUCAACCAAGCCUUCCGUCUGGCAAGGUGGUUGAUAGUAGACCCCCACAAUGAUGUCCCAGUUGUUUCUUUCCUCCAUAAUUUUUAUCCAGAUGCUUUCAACCUGGCUUCACUCCCAAUCUCUUCACAAGUCAUACAUAACGCUACUUCAGUUCAAGCAUGAACACUGAAGCAUGAAGGAAAGCUUUCUGGGUGGUUGCUCCCAGUGUCUGGAGCUCCUUGCUACAACAUCUGACUCAUAGAAGGACCAUCCAGUCCUAAACCAUUCUGCCAUGAAGGAAUACACAAAGGACCAACACUUCUGCUAGGACUCCAUGAGAUCAGGGUUCAAAUCCCUGCUCAGUUGAGGAAACUCUUAAGAAAACUCUAGGAGAAAAUGGCCGUAAAUUGACUUCAAAACCAUAGGGACUCGUUGGCAAACAAAGACCAAUGGGUUGCAUUUUCCCCGUUGCUGUUCUACUUGGACUAAAUGACAACAACGGGUGGGGAUGGGUCUCAAUUGUGCUUCAUGCAAACAACUCUUUCAACUAAUGUUUGCAUUAUAUGAUUGCUUUAUAACGGUACUGAAGUCCUCAAGAAGUUUUUGUGAACCUCAUAAUUUAUUUGAACCAGGGAAAAAUACAAUAAUUUAUGUUGUGAUCUGAUAAUUUUGUUUGCUCCUCUCAAUCCUGGGCAUUUCUAAGCAACAGUGUAGUAGAGACCAAUGCUUCCAAAACUGAUGGCAGUUCAAUGCCUUUGUUUCUCCUUCCAUUCAUGUCCAUUUGGUUACACACUCCUGUGUAAGUUGGAUGUUUGUAAUUUACCCGGAUAGGUAAGUCGAAGUUAGUGUGUGUGCAGAAACUAAGAAAGCCCAGCCCAAAGUUGAAAUCAAUUUUAUCAUGUUCCUUUUUGCUUGAAAAGAUCAUUCCAGGUUGCCUGUCAGUCCAUCAGUUCUCAUCUUCCUAUUUUUAGCAAGGCUGAAAGUCUCCCAUGGCAUUGUAAUUAUCCCAAUCAGAUAUGUCAAGAGAAUUUACAGCUUGAGAACAUUUUGUUCCAUUCAACAUAUGCAAAUCAGAUCCAUUUGGCCUAAAUGCUUUUAUUAAGAGGUGGGGUAGGGGGGAAAGAGAGAAAACCCCAACAAUUUGCUAGAUUUAUUGAGCAAUUUGGGAAUGCCUUUGAAUGAACGGGAGAGAUUUGUGUGACAGUCUCUCGUGCAAUAGAAAACCUCGCUGCUGUAAUCCCCUUGACAUUUCUUCUUUCUUCAAUUAAUGUAAUGUUUUUUUUCUGUAGAGGCCUACGUAUCUUAGCCCUGAGACUGGGCAGACCCUGAAAAGGGAAAUACUGUUGUUGUUGUUUUAUUUUUGUUUUUUAACUUAAGUUGUAUAAAACACGUAUACAUACCUCAGGGCAGUUCUCAUCAUCUCAUCCAGGAAAGGGACAUAAUCCCCACACAACAGCCUAGGUCCAUUUCCCAACACACCUUAUCCCUGGGAACCCAUUCAAAUCUCAAACACCUGAUCUGACCCCCUUUCUUGGAGUCUAUUCAGGCCUUGCCAACACCCUUGCCACCCAUUGUUUAGAUACCCAAGACACAUUGUCUCCAGGGAAACAAGAAUGUAGCUCCGUGGUUCUCAACCUGGGGUCCCCAGAUGUUUUUGACCUACAACUCCCAGAAAUCUCAUCCAGUUUACCAACUGUUAGGAUUUCUGGGAACUGAAGGCCCAAAACAUCUGGGGACCCCAGGUUGAGCACCGUUGAUGUAGCUAUUAGCAGCCAUUGACUCAGACCCCACACACAUUCCUUUCCUCCUGAAUCCCACCAUGAGUGGACCUUCCUUUUGGCCCCAAGUGGAGCCAGUCAGCACUCAUGGCAGUAGAAGUCCUUUGUUUAAAACCACUGUCACAGUCCUAUAAACAUUUCUGUAUGUUUGCAUUGAGUUAUGUCAGAUACUACAAUGUUGAUUCUGCCGGCAUCCACUUUGGCCAAGGUAGAUAAAACCUCUGUUUUUUUGUCUUUGA